UCUUGGAUACAAGUAAGGUUCAUCCUCUGCCGUCCUCUGACUCGACUGCCCUGCCCAGUGUUUCUCACUCCUGUAAUUAAAGAGAAAACAAUAUGCGAGCUGGAGAUGAAGUGACCGAGAUAUCAUAUAUCACAGUUAAGGCGACGCAUUAACAUACACAUCUGAUAUUUAAGACAUAAUAAUGGAUCACUUUUCACACCCAUCACGUCAUAACUGAAACACCUACACACAUUCAAGUGGUUUCAUUUCCUAUUCGUUGAAGUCGGAAAGUAGAACGCCCUCCGCGUCCAGUUGCUUCUUCUGCUAUCCCGUCUCUGAAAGGGGGGAGGGGCGGAUUCAGACAGCUAGACAGCUCUUUUAAUUAAUUUGUCGUGUUUGUACAGCAAAGAGCACUAUCGGCGACGGAGCACAAAUUACAACAUGGAUGCAUCAAGUUUCGUGAACGUAACAGCGCCCAGAGCAACGGACGGGGCAGUGGGUAAGUCUGUGUGGUACAACCUGAGUGUGGCUGCACUCUCGGUGCUGGGAUCCGUGGGUAACGGUUUGUGCUGCUACGCCCUGCUAAGAUACAAGUUCCUGCGGUCGGUGCCCAACUUCCUUGUCACCUCUUUGGCUGCGUCGGAUCUCGUCCUCUGCCUGUUGGUCAUGCCUCUGACCGUGUACGAUGGACUGAGACAGGGAGGAUGGACCCUGGGGAGCGUCUUGUGUCGUCUCUGGCCGUUUUUCAUUUCCAUCGGAGCCGUGUCCUGCAGGCUGAGCCUGUGCCUGAUUUCCUUGGACCGCUGUCUGUCGGUGGCAGCGCCCGUCCGGUACCUGCGGUACCGGAAACCUCGCGUCGUUGUGGCCGGCAUUCUCUGCAUGUGGCUGGCAGUAGUCGGUGUGUCUUUACCGCUCCUCGUGUCAGACUUGGCAUAUCGGGGCGACCGCUGCUCCCCUUCGGGGGCGAUCUUCGCAAGAAAUGGUGUCUUGAAUGGGUGCUUGUUUGUGGGUCCUACGUUCAUUCUCUUGGUUGUGAACGUGUGCACGGCUCGGAUCACGUGGAAACUCAACCGCCCGCGCAGAAUUGGCCCCGCGCCGGGCCAAGCCAGAACGCCCAGCCGACGCGAGGCACGAGCCGACAACCUGGAGUCAAACCAAUUUCACCCUGACCAACGCGGAUGCAGCAUUCGGGGCUCUACCGCCAGGGGGCCCGCGGGUGUAGCAACCGACGCAGCACUGGCUAACAUUCCCGGCCCAUCCUUGUCUCAAGAACACCGACGCAACCCAACCGGUGUCGGCGCUGCUUCGGCGAUGGCGUACGCGGGUCGGGAGCAAAGCUCAUCCGUACAACGGGGCAACUGGCAACAGAUUGUCAACGUCAUGGCGAUGCGAAGGAGGAAGUCCUUUGCAGUGAUCGGCGUGGUGGUCGGGUCUUACAUCGUCUGCUGGACGCCGUCAUUCUGUGUCGCCCUGUAUUACGCGAUGCAUCCGGAAAUCCGCCAGGCCUUGGUGAAUCCCUGGCCGUUGGUAGCUUGCCGAUGGCUUGGGUUUUUCAAUAGCACCAUUAACCCUAUCAUUUACGCCUCCAUGAAAAAAGAUUACAAGCGAGCCAUAAAAAUGUUGCUACGAUGCAGGAGAGCCUAGAUGUCUAGACUGGUCUCACUU
Messenger RNA from Acanthaster planci (crown-of-thorns starfish), 1644 nucleotides. Its product is annotated as putative G protein-coupled receptor No18. Gene Ontology annotation, cellular component: plasma membrane. The record is from RefSeq and is a predicted model, not a curated record. Gene Ontology annotation, biological process: positive regulation of MAPK cascade; adenylate cyclase-activating adrenergic receptor signaling pathway. Gene Ontology annotation, molecular function: G protein-coupled receptor activity. Lineage: Eukaryota; Metazoa; Echinodermata; Asteroidea; Valvatida; Acanthasteridae.